Messenger RNA from Prorocentrum cordatum, 1007 nucleotides. Lineage: Eukaryota; Dinophyceae; Prorocentrales; Prorocentraceae. The record is from the annotation of a GenBank genome assembly.
GCUGCACGUGCCUCUACGAGGCGUACAUCCGGCCGCACCACGAAGAGAGGAGAGCGACCCAGACGCGGCUGGAGACGCUGGAGCAGUCCCAGAGGUCACUGGAGAUCAUGGAGAAGCGGAACAGGAAGCUGCAGAAGAGCGCCCAGGAGCGGGUGCACUGGGCCGCCGUGGACAAGGAGGUGCUGGGCCUCGCCCCGCGGCUGUGGAUGGAGGUGUUGGACGAGAAGCACCGGUACGCCACGGUGCUCUACUCGUACUGGAGGCGGUGGCAGCUGUCCGAUACCCGGGCGACGUUUUUCGAGUGGCUCGAGGUCGGCCAGGGCUCCCUAGUGGACCUGCCGGAGAACCCGCGGCGGCUGCUGGAGGAGUGGCGGGUCAUUUACCUCAAGCGGCACCAGCAGCCCCUGUUCCGAGUGGUCAUCGAGAACGGCCGCUUCCUGUGGGAAGCGGACCGCACCCCGAUCAACCUGCCGACGGACCCCCUGCGCAUCGACGCAUCGUCGACCAAGCGCGAGAAGGAGGUCGCCGACCUGUUGAGACCUGCCCUGGAGAAGGCCAAGCACCGCGACCACCUGCUUGAGGAGGCCCGAAAGGAGGCGGAGGACGCCAAGCGAUGCGGCGAGGAGCCCACUGCGACCCGACUGGCCAGAAUAGCCAGACCGUUGGUUGCCGAAGGGCUGCUGUGCAGGCUGCGCGACCCCUACUUCGAGGAGCGGCUGGACGCGGCGCCCACGCCCGACGGGCACGAGCACCGGGGGGGCCGUGCGGGCCUGCGUGCGAUGCCCAAGCUGCCGGAGGCGCUGCUGCCGGGGCUGGACUGGGACGAUUUCCUCACAGCCAUAGAUCACGACCAGGGCCAGAUGAUGAAGAACCCGUUCCCCAUGGGCGAGGCCAGGGCAGAGGGCAAGGGCAUCUUCGUGCUGGACUCCUUCGGUCCCCUGUUCUGCAGCACGAAGAUCAGAGGGGUGUUUCACCAUUCCUCGUUCGUCAGAGGCCUCAGAGCGUGA